Messenger RNA from Rhagoletis zephyria (snowberry fruit fly), 1006 nucleotides. NCBI's taxonomy places the organism in Eukaryota, Metazoa, Arthropoda, Insecta, Diptera, Tephritidae. The record is from RefSeq and is a predicted model, not a curated record.
AUUAACCACGACCGCGGUAUCCGCCCCCACCACCGCCACGACCAAAUCCACCGCCUCCACGUCCUCUUCCGCCACCGAAUCCUCCGCCGCCAUCAAGCCCAACUACAAGCAGAUCUUCACGCUGGCCGGCCACACCAAGGCGGUUUCCUCGGUGAAGUUCUCCCCCAACGGUGACUGGUUGGCCAGCUGCUCCGCCGAUAAGCUGAUCAAGAUCUGGAACGUCUCUGAUGGCAAGUUUGAGCGCACCAUCGCCGGCCACAAGCUGGGCGUCAGCGACGUUGCCUGGAGCACUGACUCGAGGCUGCUCGCCUCCGCGUCCGACGAUAAGAUGCUCAAAAUCUGGGAAAGUCAAACGGGCAAAUGUUUGAAGACGCUGAAGGGCCACAGCAACUACGUCUUCUGCUGCAACUUUAAUCCGCAGUCCAAUCUCAUCGUUUCCGGCUCGUUCGACGAAUCGGUGCGCAUUUGGGACGUGAAGACGGGCAAGUGCCUGAAGACGCUGCCCGCCCACUCUGACCCGGUCUCGGCGGUGCACUUUAACCGCGACGGGACGCUGAUCGCCUCCAGCUCCUACGACGGCCUCUGUCGCAUCUGGGACACCAGCACCGGGCAGUGCCUGAAAACGCUGAUCGACGAUGACAAUCCGCCGGUGUCCUUCGUCAAGUUCUCCCCCAACGGCAAGUACAUCCUCGCGGCAACACUCGACAACACACUGAAGCUGUGGGACUACAGCAAGGGAAAGCCACUCAAAAUCUACCAAGGGCACAAGAAUGAAAAGUACUGCAUCUUUGCCAACUUCUCCGUCACCGGCGGAAAGUGGAUCGUAUCCGGCUCCGAGGACAACCAGGUGUACAUCUGGAACCUGCAGACGAAGGAGAUUGUGCAGAAGCUGAGCGGCCACACUGAUGUGGUCCUCUGCACCGCCUGUCACCCCACGGAGAACAUCAUCGCCUCGGCGGCGCUGGAGAACGACAAGACGAUCAAGCUGUGGAGGAGUGAUGUGUAG